UGUAUCUUGUAUGUAUUCGGUGACAACGAAAUGCUCUAUUAUUAUUGGAGCGUACAUGAGGUCGCACUUCUUAUUUUUGCGGCCGGCAAUGUCGCCUCGAAAUGGGCCAUGGCAUUUACGUUCGAAUUACAUUACGUCAUUCAGCAGCAUUCUACGCUUCUCUGUUGUUUUGUACGAUAUCCUCCAAUCAAGCAAUAUUUUCUGGACAUGGGAGAUGUGAGCAUGGGAUUAGCGUAUCUGUGUGGUGGCUGUUGCUGUCUCAAGGACACAGAUCCAGGACCCGAGGGCUCUCAAAUAACUCGUACGAGAAAACAUCCCAAGGAAAAUGACAUCAAGAUGGAGUUCAUGAGCAGGAAUUAUCAGAGAGACAAGGACGGAAGGUUUCAUCAAGCUAUUACUGAGCAACCGCAGGCGCAAACGGCGGCGAUAUAUGAGAAGAAGUGAUAGAGUGUUUGUAUCGCAAUGGGAGAACAUUAUUGUCAAAAGUCGGUGUAAGUUUUAAAUGGUAAUGCAAGCAGAUCAAUAGAGUUGUACCCUGCUUACGCCUCCAGAUCAAUUUUAUUCUGCAAAUUUUUUUGAUAUGGUAUACGAAGAUGGCGUUCAAGUUCACAACGAGUUAAAUUCAAAGCAAAUAUAUAUGCAAGUUCAUUGACGCAUACAAAGCAUAGAUAAUUUGUCAUGCUAAGACUUUGAAAUCACCCACGGCAGCGCUAUUAGGAAAUUAAUCAUCUUUGGACGACGUGCGGAACGAGAAAGUACUGACAGUGAGCUCUUCAUGUUGCUAGCA
Molecule: messenger RNA, 787 nt
Organism: Lentinula edodes (shiitake mushroom)
Lineage: Eukaryota; Fungi; Basidiomycota; Agaricomycetes; Agaricales; Omphalotaceae
Exons: 3
Coding region: 31-444 (137 amino acids)
Source: RefSeq, a predicted model, not a curated record